Molecule: messenger RNA, 8783 nt
Organism: Brienomyrus brachyistius
Lineage: Eukaryota; Metazoa; Chordata; Actinopteri; Osteoglossiformes; Mormyridae
Gene: slc8a3
Product: solute carrier family 8 member 3
Exons: 8
Coding region: 833-3592 (919 amino acids)
Biological process (GO): cell communication; sodium ion transmembrane transport; calcium ion import across plasma membrane
Cellular component (GO): sarcolemma; axon; postsynapse
Molecular function (GO): calcium:sodium antiporter activity
Source: RefSeq, a predicted model, not a curated record
UCCAGUGUUUACUGGCAGUUCUGGAAAAUUCCUUAACUCGGUCAAUAUCCUGGCAACGGUUAAUGUUAGGAAAUGCAGUUUGUUAGUAAACACAACAUAAAAGAUAAACAAAAACGUUAUCAUCCGGUAGUUUCCCCCUAAUUUUAUUAAUAAAAUUUUCCCCUUUCUCAGAACGUUUACCGUUACCACAGUUGCAAUAAUACAUAUUCAUAGGUUUUGUUGCGGGUUUCUUUUCCCAGCUGAUAUGACGUAGAUGCUUGAGUAUAUAUGUGAUUUUUGGUAUCGGAGGGCGGAGAAAGAAACGGGGGGCGCAAGGUUGUGCUGACUUAAGACAUGCUAUUUGAGAAUUUGCUUUCUCUGUGCUUCCGGAGAUUGGGCAUCCCUUUCGAAGGACUAGUUAGACAUAUCUGAUAAUCAGAAGACACCACGCCAGAAGGACCUAACAUAUUUUACGCUAUCGCAGAUAGGAGAAGGUGAAGCACUGGCCGAGCCCCGGUCUCUGGAAAGCGCCGUAGGCAUGGCUUCAGAGCCCCCAACAGCCAGAAGAAGCUUCGAUGUCAUGUAGUCCUAAUCGACGACAACCGGGGAGAAGUAUCUACCUAUCUGCCGAAAAAAGCAGGCUACCGAGGGCCAUCCAAAGGAGUGGGCAAACUAAGCCGUAUUACUUCUGCUGCUCAAUCGAUCCAGUGGCGUUGAAGGAGCGCUGGGAACAGCAGAGUGCGUGGGGAGAACCGGCCGCCCCCGAGGUUUUGUGUGUGGAACCAAAGAGCUGCUCAGUGCUGGCUCCGAGAGUGACUAUUAGAGAGGUAAGGACUCAAAAGAAGGAGGGUGCAUGGAGCCAUCAAGACUGGUUAAACCAAGGACAUCCACCAUCCUCUGGUUGGGCCUUGUUACUGCAGCAGCAACGUUGCUAUGCGCUGACGCUCGAGCCACCCCAAGCCCAACAGCAAACAAUGCCACGUGCGAAGGGACAUCCGACUGCAAACCAGGCAUUAUUCUGCCGAUCUGGUACCCCGAGGACCCUUCGAUGGGCGAUAAGAUUGCACGGGUGAUUGUAUACUUUGUUGCAAUGAUUUACAUGUUUCUUGGUGUGUCCAUUAUCGCUGAUCGCUUCAUGGCCGCCAUUGAGGUCAUAACCUCCCAAGAGAAAGAGAUUAUCAUCAAAAGAUCCAAUGGAGAAACCACCACUACCACCAUUCGGGUGUGGAAUGAAACCGUUUCCAACCUGACCUUGAUGGCACUGGGUUCAUCAGCCCCAGAGAUCCUACUCUCAGUCAUUGAGGUCUGUGGUCACAGCUUCCAAGCUGGGGAGCUGGGUCCCUCCACCAUCGUAGGCAGUGCAGCUUUCAACAUGUUUGUCAUUAUUGGGCUCUGUGUGUCAGUUAUCCCUGAUGGAGAGACACGGAAGGUCAAGCACUUGCGUGUUUUCUUCGUUACAGCAGCCUGGAGUAUCUUUGCCUAUAUUUGGCUUUAUAUGAUUCUGGCUGUUUUCUCUCCCAAUGUGGUCCAGAUCUGGGAGGGCCUCCUCACUCUUGCAUUCUUUCCAAUUUGUGUCAUCCUGGCCUGGGUGGCCGAUCGUCGUUUGUUAUUCUAUAAGUUCAUGCAUAAAAAGUACCGAACAGAUAAGCAUAGAGGAGUUAUCAUCGAGACUGAGGGAGAACGAUCCAAAGGUAUUGAGAUGGAUGGGAAAAUGGUAAACUCACACUUUGUGGAUGGUGCUUCUAGUAACCUGAUUGGACUGAUAGAUGUGAAAGAGAUGGAUGAGUCCCGGCGAGACAUGAUCCGCAUUUUAAAGGAUCUGAAGCAGAAGCAUCCUGAAAAGGACAUGGACCAGCUGGUAGAAAUGGCUAAUUACCACGCCCUUUCUCAUCAGCAAAAGAGUCGCGCUUUCUACCGUAUUCAGGCCACGCGGAUGAUGACUGGAGCAGGAAACAUACUAAAAAAACAUGUUGCCGAGCAGGGUAAGAGAACCACCAGUCUGCAGGAGAUACAUCUUGAGGAACCUGAGGAGUUUGUGUCCAAGAUAUUUUUUGAGCCUUGUGUCUACCAGUGUCUUGAGAAUUGUGGUGGUGCUCUGCUGACGAUUGUUAGAAAGGGGGGUGACAUUAACAAAACGGUGUAUGUGGACUACAAAACUGAAGAUGGCUCCGCAAAUGCUGGCGCAGACUAUGAGUUCACAGAGGGAACAGCUGUAUUCAAGCCUGGUGAGAUGCAGAAGGAGAUUAGCGUAGGUAUCAUCGACGACGACAUCUUCGAAGAGGAUGAGCAUUUUUUCGUGCGACUCAGCAACGUACGUGUACUGGAGACGGAAGAUGUCCUGUCAGCCAACAUGUUGCAGUUCCCCAAAGCCCUACUAGGUUUCCCUGCCGUGGCUACAAUCACAAUCCUAGAUGAUGACCAUGCUGGCAUCUUCACUUUCGAGAGUGAUUCCCUGCAUGUGAGCGAGAGCGUGGGCAUCAUGGAGGUUAAGGUGCUAAGGACUUCCGGAGCUCGCGGCACUGUCAUCGUGCCUUACCGAACAAAUGAAGGGUUGGCCAAGGGUGGAGGAGUGGAUUUCGAUGACACCUAUGGAGAACUGGAAUUCAAAAAUGACGAGACCUGCAAAUCGAUUCAGGUGAAAAUCAUAGAUGAUGAGGAGUAUGAGAAAAACAAAAAUUUCUUUCUGGAGCUUGCUGAGCCACGCAUGGUGGAUAUGAGCCUGCAGAAAGACCGAAAGUUAUCACCUGAAGAAGAGGAAGCGAGGAGAAUCGCAGAGAUGGGCAAACCAGUGUUAGGGCAGCACCGCAAACUAGAGGUCAUCAUCGAGGAGUCAUAUGAAUUUAAGAGCACAGUGGACAAACUGAUAAAGAAGACUAACUUGGCUCUUGUUGUGGGAACUAACUCUUGGAGAGAUCAGUUCCUGGAGGCCAUCACAGUCAGUGCAGUCUUUAACAACAUGACAGGAGAUGAGGAUGAAGAGGAUUCCGGGGAAGAACGCCUGCCUUCCUGCUUUGACUAUGUCAUGCACUUCUUGACAGUUUUCUGGAAAGUUCUGUUUGCAUGUGUUCCACCUACGGAGUACUGGAAUGGCUGGGCCUGCUUCACUGUGUCCAUCAUCAUCAUUGGCUUGUUGACGGCCGUUAUUGGUGAUUUGGCAUCACAUUUUGGCUGUACGAUUGGUCUGAAGGACUCCGUUACUGCUGUGGUGUUCGUGGCCCUCGGUACUUCAAUUCCUGACACCUUUGCCAGCAAGGUGGCCGCAGUACAGGAUACAUACGCCGAUGCCUCCAUCGGGAACGUCACUGGCAGUAACGCGGUCAAUGUGUUUCUCGGCAUCGGGGUGGCUUGGUCAGUGGCGGCCAUCUACUGGCACAUGCAAGGGAAGGAAUUUGUGGUGGCAGCCGGAUCCCUUGCCUUCUCUGUCACACUCUUCACCAUCUUCGCCUUCCUCGCAGUAACUGUGCUGCUCUACCGGCGCCGUGCCCACAUUGGCGGAGAGCUGGGUGGUCCGCACGGACACAGACUGGUCACCACCGGCUUCUUCUUCAGCCUGUGGUUUCUCUACAUUCUCUUCUCAAGUCUGGAGGCAUAUUGUCAUAUACAAGGCUUUUAGCCGCUAGGAACAUCUGUCCAGAGGUACUGAACGGAAGAAAAUACAAGUGUGGAUUUUAAGUGUGGAAACGGGUGUGGAGCAGAGUUGUACAGAGUGCAAGACAAGAGGACGCAGUGGAGACCUCCACUGCGGCAGUCCUUCCUGAGGUCUUUGCAGAUAUCAGAUGGUCAAGGCGAAGCAUUAAUAAAGGAGGAAUAAGGCAGUGCCUUUUUUCCCUGGUAAGGUGGGGUGGGGAAGACAGGAUUUAACUGUCCUCACUCAUAGGAGUCUGGAUGGUUGAUUGAUACCAAUGGGGAAAACCAGUCAAGUAAUCUUGAUGUGUGAAAUCAAAAUAUCUAUUUUUUUCUCAACACCUGACAAGAAUUUUUUAAUGAAGUAUUUUGGGAAAAAAUAUAAAAACACAAAAAUAGGAAUUUAAGAACUAUUUUCUGAGCUGUAUAAAGGAUAAGAAUAAUAUUUCAACAAAAAAAUAACCUAAUGAAAUUACACAAACUGUUCUUGGGUCACAAUAGGAAGGACUAUAUGCAGAGUCCUUUUUUAAUUUGUAAAGGAACCACUGGAAGGUUCUCAGAUUUUUACAAAGGCUGAAGUGAACAGGGACAAAAUCGGAGAGAUAAACUGAACAUUAACAGCUGAGCAUUACUUCCUUUAUACAUCUUUAUAUAUAUAUAUAUAUAUAUAUAUAUAUAUAUAUAUAUAUAUAUAUAUAUAUAUAUAUAUAUAUAUAUAUAUAUAUAAAUAAAACAUAUUUUCUGUAUAUUCUGAAUAUUUCCUAUGUGCAUUUAAUGGAGGUAGAUGGGGGCUGAGUGCUGGUGAACAUAUAAUAUUGGGUGACUUCUAGCUAUGAGAUCUUUUACCUAUCUACUCGUUUACCAAUUUUUAUGAAAAAUGACAUAAUGACACUAAAAGCAUCGAUAGACAAAUUUGUCUCAAUGAAGUGUAACUGAAGAGCAGGGGAGUACUUUUCGUCUCAGAUGUUAUUAUUCCGACUGGCAAGCAGAGACAGCCUUAUAGCUGAAUAAACGGCCAGGUAACUAGCCAGAUAAAUUGUAUACGGUUGUGAACGUUAAAAUAAAUAAAAUGAUUCUUCUUUAUGUAACUUGUUACAUACUACAAACACCUUCAAAUCGGUACAAUUAUAAUGUAAAUAAAAAAUUACAGAGAUGUUCUAAAAUUCCGUGUAAAUCUGUAACAAAAAUACAAGGAAGCUCCACCCAAACUAAAUGCAAAGUUAGUGUGUACCUUAAUACAGCUUGAUAAGAAGGUGUAACUAUGCCCUACAGAAUGAACAGAGGACUGAUUAACAGGGUAAGACUGUUAUUGAUGCUGAAAGGGUACUUUGUGCAGCUAAAGGGAUAAGAAUAUCCAGCUAAAGGGUGAGAGGUUCAUGCACAUAUAUGUACAUAAAUUUAAUAUUUUUUUUUUUACAUACAAACAUAGGAAAGUGUAUAUGCAUAACAGAUGUGUGUAUGUGUGUGUGUGUGUGUGUGUACGUUUGAACACCAUUUCAGACCCAUGUCUGUCCAUGUGUGUGCAGUUUAAUAAUAAAACAUAUGUCCACACCUCUCAUGGAUGUCUCACCAAAAAAGGAGAAAAUAUAUUUUAAGUGUAUCUAGGUAAAUACUAAAUAUUUUCUUAAAAACAAAGCAUAUGGCAUCAUUAUAGGUUAAGACGCCAGUCCUUCUUAUUCCAAACGUAUCCUAUCCAGUUAUGGGUUUGUUGAUUUGGUCUUUUUGACCCCACAAGUAUUAUGGAUGUGACACCCCAGAAAACAGGGACAAGCACGUUUGACAAAACUGUGGACAGUUUUUAUUGCUGCUGCCUACUUACAAAACAUGCCUCAGCUUCUGUCUUUUAUUUUCUGUAAAACAAAAUUUUCUUCCGUUAAUUGAAGACUGGUUUCGAAAUACUCAGUUGGAAAUGGACAAAAGGGAGAAUCAAUCCACUAUUACAAGCAAAGAGCAGGGCCUGAAUUAUCCUGAAUUAAGAUUUUUUUCAAUUCUGAUAAGGAUAUUUUACUGUAAGGUCUUGGCCUACCAUAAAUGCUACAUGUCCGUUUAAAUUAAAUAAUUUUCUCAUGGCUUAUAUAUAUAUAUAUAUAUAACUAAUGUCACAGCAUAAUAUCCAAAUACUUUCUGGUAAAAACAGCAAUAAAGAAUUUCAAUAUUACAGUUAUACACCAGUUACGCCAGCUAGAUGCUAAAUAUUGGCUUAGAAUAACAUCAGUUUUGUUUCUUAUAUUCAUCAAAAAUUGCUUUCUUUGGCUAGCUCUAGAUCUGUAUAAUAUUAAUUGUUGUUGAGUAACAUGAAGCAUUGUCAGGUUGGAUUGUAUUUGAACAAUAUUUACUGGAAACACCACAGGAAAAUUUUAAUACAGCCACAUCUUUUUUUCAUAACCACUUAAGUAAUGUGGGAUAACAGUGUAUCGGGAGCCUGUCUGAUGAAGCAUCAUUAGCACACUGAAUUACAUGCUAGUCCAAGGGUCUUCGGCUGGCCAUGGGGGCAGGUACUGGGCACCCGUAGAAACCUUUUGGAAAAGCUUCAUGCACAGAAUGCGUUGUUCAUACUUGCAGGCGUACGACAUUCUGUGUGUUAUCAGUCACCAAACAAUUGCCGCAUUACUUUCAUUCACUCUUUUCUCCCUUAAAUAUACAGCCAUGUAAAUUUCAUUCUCCCUGUUGCCAGCACCAUCCCAGCCUCCCUUAGUUCUUCAUUAUUUAUAAAAUCACACAUUAAUGGUCGGGGUUCCCUAGCUCUGAACUCUGCGGUGGUCCCUAGUUUUAGAUUGCACGUUUACGGACAACGUUGAGACACUGGUCUGCUUAAAUUACGCCUUUGGAGUAUGUAGGGGCACCUGUGAAGAGAGAGUAAACGCCUGUGAUCAUGGGGAAAACAUGAAAACUUAACGCAUACAGAGCUAUUAUAUUCAGGGCCAUGCAAAAUGUUCUUUCAUGACAUUCCUGUCGGUGAUCUGGCACACCAUGUUUAAAUAUUGCUUAAUGGAAAACAGCUUCGAUUCAGCCCAGUUGAAGGAAGCCUUGGGGCUUGAUGAUUUCUGGUAUGGAGUUUUUCCACAUUGUUUUCGUUUGUUAUGCAAAGGAGAGUAAUGCAAAGGCAGCCCUUCAUGGUACAUGCUAGUACGCAUGAACUGGAAAUGGGCGACAUAGUUCAUCUGCUGGCUCCGUUAAAAUCAACAUGUAAAACUUGAUUUAUAUCGAAUAAUUGUCAGGUUAUUUCCACAAUGCUGUUUAAUUAAGGUAAAAAGUUCAUUAAAAUAUCCCUUCAAUCUGAUACUGAAAGGUUUUUAUCUGUCUGUCCAUCUUACAACUGAUUUGGGUCACUAAAGCACAAUGCAGGGCUGCCAGUCUGUCCCAGGGCACAUACAUGUACACAUUCACACAGUGGCCAACUUAGAGAGACCGAGUGGCUUCUCUUUGGGCUGUGGAAGGAUACCUGCACGAUAUGGGAGAAACAUACAAACUCAAACGGACCCAAAUCCCUAACCCUGAAACCUGCUACCCACUGAGCCCCCAUAACACUUGAAAAGGGUUUAUGUUUAAAUACAAAUUUCUCAUAAAAAUGAGCUUUAAAGAACUUGUAGCAAAACUCUUGGAGAAUAAAACCGAAGUAUAAAACCUGACAAUAGCAUACUGUACAGUAUAUGUGUUCUGCUCAUAAGGGAAAUGGGAAAAUUUGUUAAGAAAAUGUAGCUGUGUAUGACUCAGAGCCGGUCACGUAUGUGUUCUGUUAAAAUUUGAAUAUAUUUCACCAUGAUAACAGCAAAUGUUUCAGAGAAAUUGUUUCAGCAGAACUCUUAUACAGUCUGUUUAAUAUGAAAUAGCUCAAAUUUCAAAGCACAAUCUUUGUAUGUGGUGUUAUACAGUGUAGCAGGGUUCACAUUGUGCUGGCCUGCGUUACACAAACUUUGCAUGACAGCGAAUGGCAUACGGUGUCAUACGAAGUACACUUGCACAUUAGUUUGUUCUGUAACACCGAUCUUAUACUAACUGGGAAUCUUAUCGGGUUGUGUUUAAGCGAUGUUCGCCAGCUUUUCAGAUGCUAUGCCUAAUAAUCUGUCUCUGGAAGAUCAAAGAUAUCUGUUGAUUGCUGUCCACUACACUGGCCGACAUGGGGAAAUGCUAUUACUGUGAACAAAAGUGGCCAUUUAAAAUGAUUUAUUUUUCUAUUGUUUUUGUGCUGUACUUUUUUUGUAUUUAAUAUUUAUUCAUAAAAAUAUUAAUUUAUUUGUAAGUCUUUUGCUGUACAUUUGUGUUCUGCUUUUCAAUUUUAUUCAUUGUACAAAAUUAUACGAACACUUGGGGCUAUAGUUAUGUAUAAAAGGUGCUAUAUAAAUAAAGGUAUUACUAUAAUUAAGCUAAAGUGUGCAUCACUCAAGCCGGUAUUUACAUCUGAGUACAAAACUUGCUAAACUGUCAGCAAUCAACAGUCACUCUCCAGUUACAAGCACUUAGGGGUAGCAUGUGAAACCGACUGGGAUGGUCUCCAGGAGUAGGGCAAGAGGCCAGUAACAACUCUAUUAUGUACCUUGUGGAAAGAAUUUUUGGACGGUUAUUUGUAUUAAGGAUUGGUUUUGUAUUUAAAAAAAAUACACUUGGUGUAUUGUCAGCCUCAGUAAAUUAACAUGCAGAAAAAUCUCGGUAACAUAAUUAAGAACAGGAGCAAAUGACUGCGAUUUGGUGAGCUUGGCCUUACUGUACUUUUGAUUAAAUUCGUUUGGUAAACUCUGGCUUUUAUGUAGUUUAGUCUUCUCUUUGUAGGAGUGAGGGCUUGGAUGAAGACAAACAUUCUGUUCAGAACAUGCUUAUAAUAUGAUCAGUUCUAAGGAGUACCUUUGCCACGAGGCAGAUGCUUCUAGAAAAUUUGCCUAUAUCUGAUCGUUUCAACUAAAUCGAAAAAUAAAAAACGUUCAACUAAUAUUUUUUUUGUACUAUACUACUCAAUAUCAACAUCUCUGUUAUUCUUACAGAAGUGGCACAAUUUAUCGCUGCCUUUCCUCCAUCCUGCUUAAAAAUCACUGGAUUGUUGUUUAUUUGUUUAUUUGCAUUUACAUGGAAGAUUGAUUUCUCUAUUUAUUUCAGGGAAUUAUGCAUGAUAUGAACCUUAAUUCAAUUUAUGUCAAAUUAUCAGUUUCUGAUUUUUUGUCAACAAAAAUAAACUGUUUGAAAAAUUA